Molecule: messenger RNA, 3014 nt
Organism: Symbiodinium sp. CCMP2592
Lineage: Eukaryota; Dinophyceae; Suessiales; Symbiodiniaceae
Source: the annotation of a GenBank genome assembly
GACGCUACUGGGAUGCAGAGAGCGCCGUCUGCCUGGCGUGCCCCGCCGGGUCUUCGACGUUGCAGGAGGGAGCCACCGGCCUUGGGUCCUGCACCUGCAUCCCCGGCUUCUUCAACACGCAGCCUGACAACCCGGCAGUUUGUGAAUCCUGCGGCGUGGGCUUCUUCUGCACUGGGGGCCUGCAGACCCGCCAGCCUUGUGCCUCAUCCCAAACCACCGCGAGCGACACUUCAGCCGACGAGUCUUCUUGCGUUUGCAGAGCCGGCAGCUUCUUGGAAGACGGGCUUUGCACUCCAUGUCCCGUUGGAUUUUUCAAGGGCAGCGUUGGAGACUUCCGGUGCUCGCCGUGCGGCAGUGGCACCUUCAGUAACGGCACUGGCAACACAGAGCGUUGCAGAUGCCUUCCAGGCUAUGGCUUGGACGAGGAGAUAAACAAGUGCACCGAAUGCGCUCCGGGCGAAUACAAAGCGCUGGUGGGAGACACCCCCUGCAGCAGGUGUUCCAGCAACAAGACCUCGGCGGAGGGCGCCACAUCUCCCCUUGAUUGUCGAUGCCGCUCAGGUCUGGCAGAAGAGGGCCAAGCCUGCCGAGUUUGCAGAGCAGGCUUCUUUUGCCCGGGCCAGGGUGAAGAGAUACGGUGCCCAGAGAAUGCCACCUCACGCGCUGGCUCCCUCCAACAAGCAGACUGCUUGUGCAACCCGGGGUACUAUGCCCUUGAAGCUCGGGCCAUCUGUGAGCCUUGCCAACCUGGACGCUACAAGCCCACGCUGGCUAACGAUCCAACGUGCCCAUUACAGUGCCCCACAAAUGGCGAGAGUGCCAAUGCGUCCACCGAUUUGAGAGACUGUUUCUGCGUGGCGGGAUUCUAUGCAGUUCUGGAUGGAGCAGGAUGGUUAGCCAGGUGCGCCAGUUGUGCCUUCCUUCCUCAUCUGCAGUGCUUGGGUGGUUUUCACACUCAGGCGGGCAUCACUCAGACUGGCAACCACACGCUGCCUGUCGCUCGGCCGGGGCACUUCCAGACAGGACAGACCAUCACCGUGAAGUGCACCGCGGUCACGGCCACUGGCCUAAGCACUUGCCUCGGAGGGCAGCCGUGCGAACAAGAUGACGCAGUGGACUGCUUCGGUAGGUAUGGCAAUGCCUGCGACGAAGGCUCCACUGGCUUCUUAUGUGGCGAGUGCCCAUACGGCUGGGCCAGGAGUGCCUUCCAGCGGCCCUGCGAACCGUGUGCUACCAGUUCUGCUAUGCCACUGAUUGCCGCAGUUAUCAUCGAUGUUGGGACGAAGGCCACCGUCAGCUUCGUCGUGGCGUCCAUGGCGGCAACAGCUGCCGUCAGAGCAAGCAGCAAGCUUCACACAGUUAUGAUCCGCAUCGCCACCCAGUGGCUGGCUGUCUGCUCGGUGCUGGCAACCUUCGACCUGACCCAGAUACCUAUCAACGAGGACACGGAGACCUGGUCCAGAGAGGAGGAUGCUCGGCUCUUCCCGUGGCCCGCACAGGUCACCGCAGCGAUGCUAGGCCUCUUCGAGACCCUCACGCUGACCCCCGUCUUGACCUCCAUCGACUCGGCAGCGCAGUGCCUGGCACAGGAGUUCUCUUCCCAAAGCACGGCUCCAAGCUUGGCCGUUGGGGUGUACUAUCUCAUCCUGCCUUUGCUGGUGAUUCUCGGCAUAGUGCUGCUCUCUUUGCUGGUCGUGCACUUGCUGGUGCCUUCGGGCCAGCGCUUGGGCUUCGCUUUCAACGAAGCUGGACGCCGCCAUCGCAGGAAGGCCAAGGCUAUGCAAAGCCUGCGUGAGGCAAUGGAUCAGGUGCUGGGUGAGGCUUUUCCGAAGACGUCCGACAUUCCUGCCGUUGCUCCGACAUCGACCGCUCCCGCCGUCACCUUCUCUUGGGUCGACCUCGAGCGCUCGGGCGCCUUGCAUUUCGACACCGUGGCUCAGGUGCAGCGGGCAGCCGAGGAUCUCGACGCCUUCCUUUGCAACACGUUCGUUGGAUCCCGGGAGCUCCUCCUGAGGGCUUGCGCCGCCCGAGCGGCCCAACUUCGGCCGCAGGCCGAGGCGCAAAAGGUGCACGAGGAGCUGGCGCAGGAUGUCCCGCUUGCACAGGCAGAUCUGCGGCCUUUCCUGACGACUGAUUUUGCCACGCAGUUCGAGAAUUUCACCAGCAUGCUGGACAUGGUCUUGGAUGAAGUGCAGACCGGCGUCGCCUUCACCGGCGCUGAAGCUUUGGAAGACUCCGAACAGAACGACGCAAAGGAGCAUCUCAAGGAGGGCUCAGAGCCUUCAGCUGGCUGCGAGGCGCCUGAAGGCGCUUUGCGGGCUGCGGACGACGCGCCGCACGAGGUGCAGAUUGCGGUAUCGAAGCACGACUUGAGCCCCAUGGUGGAUACGGUGGUGGAGACGCUGAAUUUCGGCCUGUUCUCAGCGGCACCUCGCCUCGGCGAGCUCUUGAACCAGAGUGUUCCCAUCAUCUGGGUGAGCCUGGUCUCUCUAUGGCCUGGGCUGCUGUCCAGCUUCCUUCAGAUUAUCUGGUGUGUUCCAGUGCCGGAAGACGAUGUCAUCGUGAACCGACUGCUGCCCAACCCCUCCGUCAUUUGCUGGUCCGACGAGCACUUCGUCUCUGCCCGCAUCGCGAUUGCCGGGCUUGUGGUUUGGUGCGUUGGCAUCCCGCUGACGCUGGCCGUCCUGCUGCUGCGCAUCCCAGACAGACAGGCUCCAGAGAACUUCAGGCGCUUCGGCUACUUCUUCCAGGGCCUGGAGCCGAAAUUCUGGUGGUGGGACCUCCUCGUGAAACGUUUGGACCUCGCCUCAGAAGCUUUGAGGGACGUGGCCUUGAUGAUGCUUCUCACCUACACUUCGGUCGUGCCGGAUCCGAAGGGCAAGCUCAUGCUCUUCCCCGCCCUCUCCGGCUUCCAGGCGCUUGUGGCGGCCUGGGUCAAGCCCUACGCGAACGACCAAGCCGAAAUCCUUGAUGUUGUGGAGGCCAUGUUGGAUGUUUAUUGCUACUUACACUGA